CGUACAAUAUUCCAAACCGUCCCCCUUCCCCUUCUCUCUCUCUGCUCGUCUUCUCUGUCAAGCAAAACUCUCCGUGGAGAAAUGGGGGCUGGGCGCGAGGUCCAAAGCUCGCUGGACGGACUGCGGGACAAGAACGUGAUGCAGCUGAAGAAACUCAACACUGCCCUCUUCCCAGUCCGCUACAACGACAAGUACUACGCCGAUGCCCUCGCUUCCGGCGAUUUCACCAAGCUAGCAUAUUUCAGUGAUAUAUGUGUUGGUGCAAUUGCAUGCCGGCUUGAGAAAAAGGAAAAUGGAGCUGUCCGCGUGUACAUCAUGACAUUGGGAGUUCUAGCACCAUACCGUGGGCUAGGCAUUGGUAAAAAACUGUUGAACCAUUCUCUUGAUCUGUGCGCCAAGCAAAAUAUUUCAGAAAUAUACUUGCAUGUUCAGACAAACAAUGAGGACGCCAUAAACUUCUACAAGAAAUUUGGGUUCGAAAUCACGGAAACCAUCCAGAAUUAUUACACAAACAUCACCCCUCCAGACUGCUACGUUCUUACCAAGUAUAUUGCUCAGUCAAAGAAAUAACACGUCAAAGCUAUCAAAUGGGGAAGUUGUUGCAUUAAAUUUUGACAUUUUUUAUUUCUAAAUUAUGCUAGAUGCUGUCUGGUUGUUAGAGUUAUAAACUUGCUAAAAUUUGUUCGGAAGCUAAGUUAUGUGACUGUUCAUCUGCUGUAUUUCUGGAGAAAUGAUUGUCGUUUGUUGAUCGGAUUAGCUUAUGAUCAUUUGAAAGUUUUCUAAUUUAUCAGGA
Molecule: messenger RNA, 793 nt
Organism: Malus domestica (apple)
Lineage: Eukaryota; Viridiplantae; Streptophyta; Magnoliopsida; Rosales; Rosaceae
Biological process (GO): mitotic sister chromatid cohesion
Cellular component (GO): NatA complex
Molecular function (GO): N-acetyltransferase activity
Source: RefSeq, a predicted model, not a curated record